Messenger RNA from Ricinus communis (castor bean), 693 nucleotides. RefSeq names its product secreted RxLR effector protein 161-like. The transcript has 2 exons. Lineage: Eukaryota; Viridiplantae; Streptophyta; Magnoliopsida; Malpighiales; Euphorbiaceae. The record is from RefSeq and is a predicted model, not a curated record. Bases 1 to 693 code for a protein of 230 amino acids.
AUGGAUAAUUGUAAUCCAGUCCAAAAUCCAAUUGUUCGAGAUUUCAGACUCACAAGGGAUGAAAAUGGAGCAAGAGUAGAUAGUAGCCGUUAUAAGCAAUUAAUUGGCAGCUUAAUGUAUUUAGCUGCCACCCGGCCUAAUAUCAUGUUUGUCGUGAGUCUUUUAAGCAGAUAUAUGGAGCAGCCAACUGAACUUCAUUUUCAAGUUGCUAAAAGGGUGUUAAGAUAUAUAAAAGGAACAUCUGAAUUUGGCAUAUUUUAUAAAAGGGGAGGAGAUGCAGAGCUGAUUGCAUUUACUGAUAGUGAUUACGCUGGCGAUUCUGAUGAUAGAAGGAGUACAUCAGGUUUUGUUUUUCUGCUGAAUUCAGGGGUGGUUUCUUGGUCUUCAAAGAAACAACCAAUAGUCACUUUAUCUACCACUGAAGCUGAGUUUGUUGCGGCAGCUGCUUGUGCUUGCCAAGCAGUUUGUUCAGCUGGUGCACUCUCAAAAAAUCCUGUACUACAUGGUCGAAGCAAAUAUAUAGAUGUUCGGUUUCAUUUUCUUCAUGAAUUAACUAAGGAUGGAGUUGUGAAGUUGGUUCAUUGUGGAGCACAAGAACAAGUUGCAGACAUAAUGACCAAGCCAUUGAAGCUAGAUUUGUUCAUUAAGUUUCGAAGUCUUCUGGGUGUCUGUGCCGCUUCAAGUGUAAACUGA